Esox lucius (northern pike) is the source of this 2630-nucleotide messenger RNA. Its product is annotated as protein FAM124A. NCBI's taxonomy places the organism in Eukaryota, Metazoa, Chordata, Actinopteri, Esociformes, Esocidae. Bases 314 to 2092 code for a protein of 592 amino acids. The transcript has 4 exons. The record is from RefSeq and is a predicted model, not a curated record.
AGGAGAUCCACCAGUACAACCCAUGAUGUAAUUCUAGAUAUGGCACCACCUCGCAGAACCACAUGGGGGCGACAAAGCAACAGUUUGUUCAAGGCGCGCGGAUGACGCGAUGAGACAAAUGUCAGGUAGUGUAGCAGCCAAGCCGUGGCUGCAGGAGCGUUUAGCAGAAUGUUGCACUCCAAGGGGGAGUAGUAGCGUAGCAAUCUGCCCCUAUCGCUCCGAUUCUGUUCCGUUGUUUCCUUUUGUGAAGGAGAGGAUCGUGUCUAACUUCAACAAAUCUUGGGGAAAAAGUGAGAAAUAAUGCAAACCAAAUAUGUCGUUAUCGUCUGAAAUGGAGAAGAAUUCAACAGAAGAUGACUGCGGGGAUUCAGGAGCAGAGACCGGAGGGUCUGAUUACAGUCCCAUGUCUUCAGCCAGCAGUCAGUUAUCUAUGGUGGAGCUUCAGGACCCGUUCUUGGUCAGUGUCCACCUCAUCACCGACCCGGGUCAGGCCAGGUCCUUACAGCGAGCCGCCGACUCCGUCCUGGCCUGCAUCCACCCAGAACUGCAGCUCUUCCGGGUCUCUGAGAGAUCCGCCUGGCAACAGAAGACCAAGCGCCAAUCAUGCCACGCUUCGGCCUCUUUCCCGGCCAAUCACGGGCCACCGCAGUGCCAGCCAUCGCUGGCCAUCAUCCUCUUCCUGCAGGAGCAGUACGGCGGCGAGGAGCAGAUCGUGGCGCUGCACCGCGUCCUCCAGCGACCCCCGUGGCGCUUCCACCACACCGAGCGGGUCAACAACGGCCGCCGAAUGCUCCCGCUGACCCCCUGCAGCCAGGACUUCUACAUCCUGGCCCCGGGCACCCCGCUGUGGGCGCUGCGCCAGGUGCAUUAUGGGAAGGAGAUCGUACGCUUCACUGUGUACUGCCGCUACGAGAGCUUCGGCGACAUGGUGUGUCUGUACCGACUCAUUCUGCAGCGCCGGCUGGCCCAGAAGAAGGAGGACUUCUGCUUCUUCGUGGUGUACUCCAACCCGGACACCGAGAUCCAGCUGUCAUUCAAGCGCCUGCCGAAGGGCCAGAGCCCCGUCCCCACGGACUCAGCGGUGAUGGAGGUGAGGGUGAAGGACGUCGGCGCGUUGGUGCCCCUCCUGCCCCACCCCUGUACACCCAUCAGCGAGGUGCGCUGGCAGACGGAGGACUACGACGGAAACAAGAUACUGCUGCAGGUCCUGGGCACCCGCUACAAGCGCCGGCACAUUUUUGACCAGCCGGGAGACUCCUCCCCGACCCACUCGCCCCAAGCCACCGACCCAGCCGCCACCCUGCCUCCGGUGGGCACAUACGGUCGCGGGCCGGCCUCCUACAGAAAUCGGCGCUACCACCGCAACUGUUCCCGGACCCAGACCCUGCCCUUGCCCCAGAGCCAGAGGAGCCACGCCUCUCAGACCUCCUUGUCCCAGGUCUGCCAGGAGGAGGAUGAGGAGGAAAUGGAGAUGGGGGCUCGUUCUAAGUCCUGGUGGACCGGUCGUUCACGCUCCCUGUACUCCUUGCCGAGCCAGGCAGGCUUCGGCAUCUCCCGCUCUGCCUGCUCCUCCCCCGGCCCCUCCCCCGGCCCCUCCCCCGGCCCCUCCCCCGGCCCCUCCCCCGGCCCCACCCGUCACCGAAGCAAUUCGCUGAUCCCUCCUUUCCGCCUCAACGUGGACGCUCUGAUUGGUGCCGAGGAGACGGACGUGGACACUGGGAUAAAGGUGGACACGGGCAGCAUCGUGGACCUCUCCGUGGUGUCGGCGUACUCCAGGAGACCCCCUCCACCACGCCCCCUCUCCGCACCGCCGAGGGACUUACCCCCCUCCCCCUCCCGCGGCGAUGUCAGGCCCAAGGCCUCAACGUUGGGCCGGCCCCCUGUUCCCGUGAGAACCAGCAGCCUGACGUCGAACCAGCCGCGGCCACGCCCCCACAGUGCCAUCCUGCCCCCGUGUUGCCAGCCGUCCUUGAGUGACGCUACCCCCGGAAAAUCGAACAGCUCCACCUCCAUUAACGGGGUGGGGAUUCGGGAAAGCUCUGUCCAGGAGGGUGGGGCAGAGGAGGAGGAGGACCAGGAGUUCUACAUCUGACCAGUCGGUGGCGCUAGAGAGACACACAAGCCGGCAGGCAGGGACAGGGAUGCUGACAACACAGCUCUGUCCUGCCCCCUGGGGGCUACAGGAGGAAGUGCAGAGGACUGUGGCACUGUUGAGAGAGACACUUUGUUUAACACUUUAUAUACUCUAGUACUUCUCUGUGUGCGUUUCUACAACAGUAUAUUUGGUAUUUGUAUAUGGUGUACGGUUUAGGACAAGUGUUGUAUGUUAUUUAAUCAAGCUGUCGUAUAAAUGCGCAGCGCUUACUGAGAUAAUUUACAAAACACAUCAGAGUCUGACUGUUCAAAUAUGUCAUAGCAGAUGAUUUACAACAGCUUUUAUGAAACCAGAACUAAGGGAGAUAACUUUAACCGGAACUGUAUCUAUAAGGAGUAGUUUUUUUAGGUUUCCACAUCAUGCAUUGACAUGACACUACAAAAUGAAAUAGUGUAAAUAUUCUAUUUCACUGAAUCACUAGAAUUAGAAAAAUAUUCAGAAUUCUAAAUGGUGUCAGAACCCUCCAAAUAUGUUA